Molecule: messenger RNA, 2055 nt
Organism: Mucor velutinosus
Lineage: Eukaryota; Fungi; Mucoromycota; Mucoromycetes; Mucorales; Mucoraceae
Exons: 3
Coding region: 1-2055 (684 amino acids)
Source: RefSeq, a predicted model, not a curated record
AUGACGGCCAAUCCACAUCUGCAAUUAUGUGUCAAUGAUUUACUCCAUCCCACAGAGAAAUCAGAAUCAUUACUGGAAGCUCUCACAUCAUCUCAGCUCGAAGAAAUCGAAAAGACACUAUCCAAAAUCAAAAACAAGAAGCAAUCAUCACAAAAGGCUACCACAUCUAACCAAAGCCCAAUAACACAAACAGCAAAUCCCUCUGUUCUACAUCACGAUUGGGCUCUAGUCGCUGCUCAGAUUGCUAAGGCUUUGGCUGACAGCAUCACAACUGCUGCUAAUACAUCGACAUCCAACAAUAGCAACAACAAUAACGCAAAAUCUGCAUCGAACAACGCUAAGCCACUUGUAUCCUCUCCACUUGCUACCGGAACAGCUUCCGUCAAAUCACCUGCCACUUCUACUGUAUCUACAUCCACAGCAUCCACAAAAUCCCCUUCAAAUACCAACAACACACCUACCUCUUCUCCUGCAAAUACUCCCGCCAAUCCCGCCUCUUCAUCUACCGCUGCUGCUGCUGGCUCAGUAGUCCCCAACCAUGAACCUCGCACUGAAAUCCGCGAUGGUGUUGAAUGGGUCAGCUUUGUCUACUCUCAUCAUCGCGUCUUGCGUCGUUACUCCAUUCGUACUGAUGUAGAUCAAGUCGAUCUUGAUAUUUUGGAUGAUAAAUUUAAGAGCGAAAACUGCGUUUAUCCUCGUGCUAAUCUUCCUCGCGAAGAAUAUAAAGGCAACCGCUGGGCUUAUGAAACUGAAUGUAAUACCUUGGGCUGGAAACUCGCUCAUCUCAAUUCCUCCGAAAUCGCUGGCAAGCGUGGCUUAAUCCAACGUGCUGUUGAUUCCUAUCGUAAUCGUUAUCCUAGCAUGCGCUCCCGCCGUGUUGCUCGUCAAGAAAAGCUGCUGAAGGGCACUCUCCGUAAGCGUAAGCAACGUGAAUCUGAAGAGCUAGGUGAAGACGAAGAGAGACCUGUCAAGUCUGUCAAAUCCAUCGAUUCAAUCUCCGCUAUUCCUGCUGAUGGUGUUCCUGGGUCUACUUCUGUCAAUGCUGACCUUCCCAAGACUGUCAGCAUCGAUGAUGGUGUUGGUGGUGCAAAGCAUCGUAUCCGCAUCAACGUUGAGACCGUUUCUCUUGAUACUAUCGAUAUGCAAUUCCGCAAGGCCAACUGCGUCUACCCUCGUGCCAUGGAAAUCAAUACAUCCUCACCUUUUGCUUCUCAACGUCAAAUCGAAGAAGCUAAAUGCAACGAAUUAGGAUGGAAAUUAGCAUGGCUGAACCCUAAGCAGCUUGCUAAUCGCAAAAACUUACUUCAACGCGUGCUUGAUGUAUACCGUACUAAAUUCCUACCAGAACUGAAUCCUCGCAAGAACUCUCUUCGCAUGCCCAAUCCUCCCAACCGUCUUUCUAUUGAUACAGAUAUGCUUACUGCCAAAGAUGAAACUGUUGCUUCCUCAACUCCUUUGACUGUCGCUGCCCUCGCUGCUCAACAGCAUGAAUUGGCUAAUCCCAAGAUUGUCCGUCGUGGUGGUCGUGGAUCUGGUGACAAGGUGGAUGAUGAUGAGUCCCUUUACAGUGGUACUACUGAUUCUCUUGAUUUCCAUGAUUGUUUCUCUCCUCCUGCAGAUGCUACUACUACACAUUCUUCCCUCUUUUUGGACACCACCAAGGUUGACUCUUGCAACUCACCUUCUACAUCUGACUCCUCCAUGCUCCUAUCUCCCAAUGCUUCCAUCAAUGAACUUAUGUUGUCCAUCCCCACUACGUCAGAUGACUUGCUCUUUGGUAGCUCACAGCACCCUCUGUUUGUUGAACCUAGUCAUGACUCUUGCCGUCAUAGUAUCAGCAGCAGCAGCAGCAGUGGCUCUGAUUUGGUUGCUUCUCCUUAUGUCAAGACCGAGCAAUUGGAUGAAACACUCUUCAAGGAUACUGCCAUGUUUGAGUUGUAUGCUGGACCCGUUCAGUUACCCUCUGCCGGUGUCGAUUUUGAGCAAUGUGAUUAUAUCAAGACUGAGGACGACCACUUGAUGGAUCCUCUUAUGAGCCAACUAUUCCACAUCUAA